GGAUUUUUUUUGUCCGGGGAGGGUGGCUCCCCCCCCUUUCCCCCCUAAGCAGGCAGUAGUCGUAUUAAUUAUUAUUUUCUCCUCCUUUUUUGCCUCCUGCGCUCGUAAGCUCCUGUCGAUCUUCCCGGCCGGCAGCGAGAACUUGGAGGGGGCAAGUGCGCCUUUCCCAUCGGACAAGCCGCGUCCAGAGGAGCCGCGGAAAGUCCAGCCCGCCGCUCCGCUGCGAAGGAAUCCCAGCCUGUUGGCCGCCUCCAGCACCGGCUCGGCUGUAAAUUGAGCGUCUCCAUGGAUUGGAGAAGAGAUCUGGUGGGGUCCUGAAUCCGAAGUUCGGGAUCCGGACGGUCCUGUGGCCGGAUUGGAGGGGCACCCUCUUCAGUUUGGGGCGGGCGAAGAGAGGGGCUGGCGGUGGGACGCCGCUCCCAAGACAGCUGUAGAGAAAUGCCCCUCGAGCGGCCGUAGGGGGUUCCGCUCCUUUCUUGGCUUGGGAGUUGGGAGCCGGGAGCGCUCCGCGGAUCCGACCAGCCCGCAGCAAAACCGGCGCCUUUGGCCGCUGCUGCUCUGCCUCCACCCACAAAGACUGCCUAAGAAUUUUGCCUGGACUUUGAGUUCACAGCAUUCCUGAUCAUGCCCCUGUUUGGCUUUUUGCUUUGGACCACCCUGCUAAUCGUGGGCUGGUGGCCAUCCUACUCCAAGGAUUUCCUAUUUGCUGCGCCAAGAGUGCAGCUCUCUUUCAAAGAGCUCAAGGCCACCGGCACAGCUCACUUCUUCAAUUUCCUGCUCAACUCAACAGACUAUCGCAUCCUGCUGAAGGAUGAAGAUCAUGACCGCAUGUACAUUGGCAGCAAAGACUACAUCCUGUCUCUAGACCUUCACGACAUUAAUCGGGAGCCCCUAAUUAUCCACUGGCCUGCAUCCCAGCAAAGGAUAGAGGAGUGUAUCCUAUCAGGGAAGAACAGCAAUGGCGAGUGUGGCAACUUCAUCCGCCUUAUCCAGCCCUGGAAUCGAACCCAUCUGUAUGUGUGUGGCACUGGGGCAUACAAUCCUGUUUGCACUUUUGUCAAUCGGGGCCGUAAAGCACAGGCUUUUGAGCUGAACCAGUCCAUCCAGCAGGGAGGACGGGGAAGUAGAGCAGUUGACUCCUCCCUCCACCCGUCUCCAGUGGAACGCAAGGAUUACAUAUUCUACAUGGAACCCCAGACAUUGGAGUCAGGAAAAGGGAAAUGCUCUUAUGACCCGAAGGUAGACACUGUGUCAGCAUUAAUCAAUGAAGAACUCUAUGCAGGUGUCUACAUUGACUUCAUGGGCACCGAUGCUGCCAUCUUCCGCACCAUGGGCAAGCAGACUGCCAUGAGAACUGACCAGUACAACUCACGCUGGCUGAAUGAUCCAGCAUUUGUCCAUGCACAGCUCAUCCCAGACAGCGCUGAGCGAAAUGAUGACAAGCUCUACUUCUUCUUCCGAGAGAAAUCCACUGACGCCCCACAGAGCCCUGUUGUCUACUCCCGCAUUGGUCGCAUUUGCCUGAAUGAUGACGGAGGCCACUGCUGCUUGGUUAAUAAGUGGAGUACAUUCCUGAAGGCGCGACUUAUUUGUUCUGUGCCAGGGCCUGAUGGGAUUGAAACACAUUUUGAUGAACUCCAGGAUGUCUUCAUCCAACAGACCCAGGAUGUGAAGAACCCCAUCAUUUAUGCUGUUUUUGCUGCUUCUGGGUCUGUAUUUAAGGGCUCUGCUGUGUGUGUUUACUCCAUGGCAGACAUCCGUAUGGUGUUCAAUGGACCUUUUGCCCACAAGGAAGGCCCCAAUUAUCAGUGGAUGCCUUACACAGGCAAAAUGCCUUACCCUCGACCUGGCACAUGCCCAGGAGGGACGUUCACUCCUUCGAUGAAAUCAACGAAGGAUUACCCUGACGAGGUUAUCAAUUUCAUGCGCACUCACCCCAUGAUGUACAAUGGUGUGUACCCCAUACAUCGCCAGCCACUCGUGGUGAGGACCAAUGUCCACUACAAGUUCACAACCAUUGCCGUGGACCAGGUGGAUGCAGCUGACGGGCGCUAUGAGGUGCUUUUCCUGGGCACAGAUCAAGGGACAGUACAGAAGGUUAUAGUUCUGCCAAAAGAUGACAUGGAAACAGAGGAACUGAUGCUGGAAGAGGUGGAGGUGUUCAAGGUUCCAGUCCACAUCAAGACCAUGACUAUCUCUUCCAAAAGGCAACAGCUCUAUGUGUCUUCAGCCAUUGGGGUGACACACUUGGCUCUUCAUCGCUGUGACGUGUAUGGGGAAGCUUGCGCUGACUGCUGCCUGGCAAGGGACCCCUACUGUGCCUGGGAUGGCAAGUCCUGCUCCAGAUACUCUGCUUCCUCCAAGAGGCGGAGCAGACGUCAGGAUGUUCGGCAUGGCAACCCGAUCCGUCAGUGCAGGGGCUACAAUUCCAUUGCCAGCAAGAAUACAGUAGAGGCUGUCCAGUAUGGGGUAGAGGGAAGCACAGCCUUUCUGGAGUGCCAGCCUCGCUCUCCUCAGGCCUCCAUCAAGUGGCUUCUCCAGAAGGACAACAGUGACCGAAGGAAAGAGCUGCGCACGGAAGGACGAGUGCUAAGGACAGAGCAAGGGCUGCUGUUGCGGUCCUUGCAGCUCUCAGACGGAGGCCUGUAUUCCUGCACAGCCACUGAGAACAACUUCAAGCACACAGUGGCCAAAGUGCAGCUGCACGUACUGAGUAGUGAAACCGUCCACGCAGUCCUUUUCCAGUCAGAGGCUCCUGCCCCUUCUGCAGCAGCCAUGCGAGCUGGCCUGCCGGGCACCUUCAGUUCCCACUACCAUGACCUGGUGCAGCUGCUCACACAGCCUGAGAUGGGACUUAUUAACCAGUACUGCCAGGGCUACUGGCGGCAUGUGGCCUCCAGCCACAAGGAGACUCUGACUGGUCUCAAAGCCAAGGAGUUGCAUGACCAGAAGAAGCCUCGGAAUCGCCGGAACCACCAGCCAGAUAUGGAUCAGCACACAUGAAACUGACUAAGGGACUAUGUAAUGACAAUGCUUUAUUUCCCCCAUUUUAAUAUUAAAAAUAUCUAUAAAUAUAUAAAUAUAUAUAUAUAAAUAUAUAUAUAAAUAUAUAUAAAUAUAUAUAUUUAUAUAUAUAUAGCUACACAACAUGCCCUGCUCCCCCUCAAGACAGUAUUUAUUUGUAGGUUGUACAUAAUCCUUGGGUGAUGCAGUCUCACCUCAGUGUGGGACAGUGAGGAGCUUGGAGGCGUCGUGUCUGGCAGCUUGCUCUUCCUUCCCCCUUUUUAUCUACAGUACUGUAAAAAAAAAUAAACUCAUGGGGGGACUGCGGAGAAGAGGAAAUCUCUUUUGUGCUAGCCAAAAAGCACACAUGUGGCAAGAAAGGGGAGGGGCAGGGAUAGCCAAAGCAUCUACAGCCUAUGAUGCCAUGGAACAAAACCUUAUUUUGUGGAGUCUCUGAGUCCUGAAUGGCUGACUGGAGGUCCUCUAGCCUAGAUCUUCAUGUGCAAGCUGGGAUUUUUGUUCUACCAUCAUUGAAAGUAUUCCUAUUUGGUUAAAAUACUGGCUGCUGUCAGACACCAAGCAGAAUGGAGAGUAGAACCCUGUAAAACACAAGGAGUCUCAUGCCCCUGCCAGCGCUCCCAUCAGAGGUAUGCAUAAACUCCUGCUAUGCCUACAAAGACUGUAACACCUUUUCAUUCCCUCCGUACAUUUCUCUGCUUCAAAGCAGUCUGCCAGGGGACUAUCCAGUGUCAAGUUACAGGGAGGCUGUGUCACGUAAUGAGCUGGACUGAUUUAAAGGAGAAGGAAACACUCAUCAAGGAUAUGCCUGCAUAGCUCAUGUGAGGCUCCAGCAUCUGACUGGAGCAAACAAAUACUACCAGUAGGAAGUUGUGGGAAAUGUUGUGAUUGUUAAUUAUUCAGGCUCCAUGGCUUGGGUGUCAUGAUUCUGUGAGAGGAACAAUCUUUGCAAGUCGCUGCACAAGGGUAGUAGAUGCCCCGUGGCAAUAGAUAAUACCCAGAGAGUAGCUAGAAGAAUCAUUUUGUGACUAUGAUUCUAGGCACCCAGCUUUGCUAGGCCACUUUGACUGAUGGCUCAGAGCCCACGUGUGAGGGCCUCAUCCAAAUGUGUUAUGCGAGGGAGAUGUAAUGUACAUAUUAACCAAAGCUACUCUCCCAUAGUGCAUGUGCCAGAAACCUUCGAGGUCAAAGACUGCAUGGGAAUGGAAAGGAUUUAGAUAUUAGCUGGAUAGCCAUCAGAACACUUGCCUUCUCUGCUGGCCCAUGGAUGACUCAGUGCCUCAAUUUCCUUACCUGGUUAUUUAUUAUAAUUUAAUAAUAUUGAUUUGCUCACUGCAAGUCCAGAUUUUCAGCCCAUUAGCGCUAAACUAUGCAGUACAAACCUAGGAGAGAUGGGACAGUCAGGUCUCAACUAUCUGUACGCUUCUGUAAGGAAUCCUGCGGCAUUUUAAUCACUGCUCAGUACCCCCACACUCCAGUUUUCACUAUGGUAAUAAAGGACAGCACAUUGUGGUGCCACACAACAUGGAAAUUAGGCAUGCAACAAUUUUGUUGCGAGGGUGUAUAGGGUUUAUGAAUCCCAUUGUACAGGUGAGAAUUUGCCCAAAAGAUACCCUUCUUGGAAUUAAUCUCCUUUGAAAAGUGCAGGUGGAACGCUUGUGGUUCAUGUCUGUGUUUAGGAACAGGGUAAGAGGAUAAAGUGUCAGCUUUCACAGGAAGGGGGAUGUAUUUGCGUGCUUACUUGUGUGCAUGGGUUCUGGGAAGCUUGUGGAACUUAUGAAAAGUAUUUUGUAUACAAUGCAAAGAAGUCAAAUAUGGCAAAGAAUUACCUGGUCUAUAAGCUUUGCCCUGAUAGGUAUGUAGGUAAAUAAAGAACAGAGUGCUUCUGAGUCUGUCCAAAAUGCAUGUUCUUUACUUCCAGACACCUGGGAGUACAAAGGAGGGUAACUAGGUCAAAAAGUGGGAACCUAAGGGAGGUUUAAUCAAACUCCAGGGGUAGCAGAAUCUCUUGAACCCGUGUCCUGCUGCCGCCCCAUCCUAUUGUCUGUGUUUUCCUUCUACUUUAUAUUUGCAUAGCAAAAUGAUUGGUUCCCUUUUCUCUUGGUCUUCACUUCAGGCUGGUUUCACUGGUGUAGGCAUGUCUUCCACAUUUUCCACUGCCAAAUUCCCAGGUUAGAAUACUUCUAUUUGUGAAGUUACUGUGAUUGACACCUGUUGAACAUCAGUGCUUUCAUCUCUCAUUGCGGUGGCCUGUGCAAGGGCAAUGGCGGUUUGUUGCAGAUUGAGGGUACCUUUAACACUGCGAAUAAGGAACUACAGGGACUGUAGAUGGUGCAUACAAAGACCAUUUCAAAUUACCUUAAAUAUGUAGCAUACAUGAGCAAGGGUUAAAACUAUGCUGUUUCUCAUUCUGUGCCCCCUGUUGUCUGCACUGCAAGGGAUAGUCUCAAUACAGAAAAAGUCUGUGCCCUUUGGUCUCUGGGGCUGCACAUCCUGUGGCGACUCACUUUCCAUGUUUUAUAAGCUGUGGGCCACACCCAUUUACCAUCAUUCUUGCAGGUAGGUAAGAAUGCCUAUCCCUGUCAAUGCUUUCCCUGCCAAUUCGAGUGAUGUGCAUGUACUUUUUAUUGUAAAUAGUUGUAAAUCAAAAAUGUAACAAAACCAGGGAACUGGAGCAUCUGACAAGUAGCUCCUUGUGAUGAAUUCAAGCACAGAGCCACUUCGGGCCUGUACUGUGAAAUACCUGUGGAUAGAAUGAGCUAAUAAACACUGGCUUUGUUUUUGACAA
Sphaerodactylus townsendi is the source of this 5809-nucleotide messenger RNA. RefSeq names its product semaphorin 3F (gene SEMA3F). The transcript has 19 exons. NCBI's taxonomy places the organism in Eukaryota, Metazoa, Chordata, Lepidosauria, Squamata, Sphaerodactylidae. The record is from RefSeq and is a predicted model, not a curated record. Gene Ontology annotation, molecular function: chemorepellent activity; semaphorin receptor binding. Gene Ontology annotation, biological process: positive regulation of cell migration; negative regulation of axon extension involved in axon guidance; semaphorin-plexin signaling pathway. Bases 625 to 3003 code for a protein of 792 amino acids.